Melanaphis sacchari is the source of this 497-nucleotide messenger RNA. Its product is annotated as c-Myc-binding protein-like. Gene Ontology annotation, molecular function: transcription coactivator activity. Lineage: Eukaryota; Metazoa; Arthropoda; Insecta; Hemiptera; Aphididae. Gene Ontology annotation, cellular component: nucleus. Bases 73 to 426 code for a protein of 117 amino acids. Gene Ontology annotation, biological process: regulation of DNA-templated transcription. The record is from RefSeq and is a predicted model, not a curated record. The transcript has a single exon.
AACAGUAAUAUUUAAUAAACAAAAACAUUUUACACUUUGGACAAAACGUAUUUAUUGUUAUAUUUUUUAAAAAUGACUGAUCAAGGGAAUUAUUUAUCUCACAAACGUGAAGAUUUUAAAAAAUAUUUAAAUGAAUUUGGCGUUAUUGAUGCUUUAACCAAUGUAUUAGCAGAUCUUUAUGGAUUGGAAAUAAGACCAACAAAUCCGUUGGAUUAUAUUCGCACUCAUAUGACAAAAAUUGUUAAGGAAAGAGAAGAACUGAAAAUACUUAAGGCCAACUAUGAAAGUUUAGUUAGUCAAAUUCGAGAAAUAGAAGAAGAGAAUAUGAAACUAGCAAAGACAAUUAAAGAGUUAGAAAACUAUGAGAAUGAGUUGAGCAAAUCUAAGAUAGAAGAAACUGAUGAAAAUAACAUUGGAACAGAAUAAUGAAAUAACUAUCGUGAAUAUUUUUUUGGAUUAACUGUAAUAAUAAAAAAUGUAAUUGUUGAGCUAUCAUA